Messenger RNA from Lampris incognitus (smalleye Pacific opah), 1281 nucleotides. RefSeq lists its product as uncharacterized. The transcript has 4 exons. The coding region runs from base 1 to 1281 and encodes 426 amino acids. NCBI's taxonomy places the organism in Eukaryota, Metazoa, Chordata, Actinopteri, Lampriformes, Lampridae. The record is from RefSeq and is a predicted model, not a curated record.
AUGGCAACCCGCGGUCCGCGUGUCCAGGGCGGCGCUGGUGCAAUAGCGUUGCUUAAUUCAAAGCGGGGCGAGGAGCAGGACCGGGGGAAGGACUGGGGGGAAGGACCGGGGGAAGGACCGAGGGAAGGACCGGGGGAAGGACCGGGCGAAGGACCGGGGGAAGGACCGGGGGGAGGACCGGGGAAGGACCGGGGGAAGGACCGGGCGAAGGACCGGGGGAAGGACCGGGGGAAGGACCGGGCGAAGGACUGGGGGAAGGACUGGGGGAAGGACCGGGCGAAGGACCGGGGGAAGGACCGGGGGAAGGACCGGGCGAAGGACUGGGGGAAGGACUGGGGGAAGGACUGGGGGAAGGACUGGGGGAAGGACCAGGGAAGGACCGGGGGAAGGACCGGGGACCGGGGGAAGGACUGGGGGGAAGGACCGGGGGAAGGACCGGGGGAAGGACCGGGGGAAGGACCGGGGGGAGGACCGGGGAAGGACCGGGGGGAGGACCGGGGGAAGGACCAGGGAAGGACCGGGGGAAGGACCGGGGAAGGACCGGGGGAAGGACCGGGGAAGGACCGGGGGAAGGACCGGGGGAAAGACCGGGGGAAGGACCGGGGAAGGACCGGGGGAAGGACCGGGGGAAGGACCGGGGAAGGACCGGGGAAGGACCGGGGAAGGACCGGGGGAAGGACCGGGGGAAGGACCGGGGGAAGGACCGGGCAAAGCACCGGGCAAAGGACCGGGGGAAGGACCGGGGGAAGGACCGGGCGAAGGACCGGGGGAAGGACCGGGGGAAGGACCGGGCAAAGCACCGGGCGAAGGACCGGGGGAAGGACCGGGGGAAGGACCGGGCGAAGGACCGGGGGAAGGACUCGGGGGAAGGACCGGGGGAAGGACCGGGGGAAGGACCGGGGGAAGGACCGCGGGAAGGACCGGGGGAAGGACCGGGCAAAGCACCGGGCGAAGGACCGGGGGAAGGACCGGGGUAAGGACCGGGCGAAGGACCGGGGGAAGGACUCGGGGGAAGGACCGGGGGAAGGACCGGGGGAAGGACCGGGGGAAGGACCGGGGGGAGGACCGGGGGAAGGACCGGAGGGAGGACCGGGGGAAGGACUGGAGUGCAGUCUGAAGUCAGAGGCAAAAACUGGAUCGAAGGUUUUCAGCAGUGGUGCUGAAUCCGGGACUAUUCCGGUGUGUCCUAAACGCGGAGGUACCCCAGCAGGGACCACGUGCACGGAGAGAGCCGGGGCCCCUGUUGCGCUGCGCGAGCGCAUUAAGCACGAGCGACGAUAA